Messenger RNA from Macrosiphum euphorbiae (potato aphid), 1437 nucleotides. Lineage: Eukaryota; Metazoa; Arthropoda; Insecta; Hemiptera; Aphididae. The record is from the annotation of a GenBank genome assembly.
AUGGAGCUCCAUAAUACUAUAUUAUUAAACUGGAAUGCUAACGGUCUUAAAAAUCAAAGAAAUACAUUACUAGCUUUUCUUAAUCAUCACAACAUACAUAUCGCAUGCAUUACUGAAACGCAUUUGUCGCAUACAGAUAAAAUUAAAUUCCCUGGUUACAAAAUUUACCGCGCUGAUCGUAUUACACAAUCUCGCGCCAUGGGCGGAGUGGCUAUUCUAGUACGGAACCAAAUCAAACAACAACAAUUGCCUACACUCGUUCUGUCGUACCUAGAAGCCGUAGCAGUUUCCAUUAACAUAAACAAUAAGUAUAUAACGUUCGUCAGUGCGUAUCAACCUCCUAGUCGCCAAAUGCUUAUCGCAGACUAUGAAAUAAUCAUGAACUUAGAUAACUCAGUUAUAAUUGCGGGCGAUUUAAAUUCUAAACACAUUAACUGGGGAUGCCGUGUUACAAAUCCAAAUGGCUCUAAAUUACAAGCAUUCAUAGGAAACACACCUUUUACAAUAUCAGCUCCAAAUACACCUACCUACUUCCCAACAGAUUUAAACCGUUUGCCCGACAUAUUAGACAUUUUAAUAAUUAAAUCUGUCCCAUUUGUAUGCGUGCACGAACCUCUCAUCGAACUCGACUCGGAUCACAUACCUGUUAAAAUAACGAUUAACUCACCCUCUCUUUUUCGCUGUACAAAUAACUCAUUAAUUAAAGGAAAACCAGACUGGAUUAGAUUCUCUAACCAUGUACAAUCUAAUCUGAAAAUACCAACAUGUGUACCUACCAUUCAAAUAGCAGAACAAACAGCUGAUCAUCUGAGGGGCGUCAUAAUAGAAGCCGCUCAGUCCUGUUCUAACUCCGUACCGCAAAAUAUACACAGUCCUGGCAUCCUACCACACUCCAUAUCUUCACUUAUUCGUCGUAAACAUUUAGCCAGGCGCACCUGGCAAAACCAUAGGAACCCUGCAGAUAAAAAAAUACUAAACCUACUCACCAAAGAAGUCCAAGCAGCUUUACAAAAUUACCGUGUAGCCUCAUACAAUAGUUACCUGUCUAACAUGCGACCGGGUGAAUCAAAUUUGUGGAAAGCAACAAAAAGGCUACUAAACCAAGCUACCAACACCAUUCCCCCUCUUCGCACUGAUGCAAAACUUGUUAUAUCCGAUCAAGAAAAAUGUGAUGUUUUUUCAAACAUGCUGUACAAUACCUUUUCUCCCAACCAUAUCUGUAAUCCAAGCAAUGACCUAAGAGUAAAACACACCUUAGAACUACCAAAUUAUGAAGUCCAAAAUUCCAUAAAUUACGUAACGCCAAAUGAAAUCAAACAAAUUAUUAAUAAUCUCCCGAUCAAAAAAUCACCGGGUCACGACAAAAUUACAAACCUUAUGCUAAAAAAAUUACCACCGAAAGGACUAGUGUUUUGUGUUUAUGACCACAUUAUUUAA